Messenger RNA from Pistacia vera, 272 nucleotides. RefSeq names its product cysteine-rich and transmembrane domain-containing protein WIH1-like. NCBI's taxonomy places the organism in Eukaryota, Viridiplantae, Streptophyta, Magnoliopsida, Sapindales, Anacardiaceae. Gene Ontology annotation, cellular component: plasma membrane. The coding region runs from base 1 to 252 and encodes 83 amino acids. The record is from RefSeq and is a predicted model, not a curated record. The transcript is spliced from 3 exons.
AUGGCGCACUAUGAUCACCAACAAGCUCCUGUGGUAUAUCCUCCACCACCACACUCUUAUCCACCGCCACAGCCGGCUGAGGGUCCAUAUGUGACUGCACCACCCCCUAUUGGUUAUCCCACCAAGGAGGAUGCUGGAUACACCCAACAUCACCAUCAGCCAGUUGAAACUAGAAGCAGGGGUGAUGACUUUUGGAAAGGAUGUUUUGCUGCCUUGUGUUGCUGCUGUGUCUUGGACGUGUGCUGUUGCUGAGACAAAGAAAGAGAUUAGGG